This is a messenger RNA of Bipolaris maydis ATCC 48331, 588 nucleotides long. RefSeq lists its product as uncharacterized. Lineage: Eukaryota; Fungi; Ascomycota; Dothideomycetes; Pleosporales; Pleosporaceae. The record is from RefSeq and is a predicted model, not a curated record.
AUGACAGCUUUCCACCCAUUUCCGCGACUACCGUACGAGCUCCGGAUGCAAAUAUGGGAAAUGACAGUGGAGCCUCGCAUAGUGAAUGCUGAGCUUACACACCAAACUCCUACCGGCCGAGCGCAUUACCUCACCUCGUCGACGCCUGUGCCUGCCGUCUUACAGACCUGCCGGGAAGCACGGAACCAUGGCCUGUAUCAAAAAGCUUUUUCUGAACUAGCUGUACACGGUCAUGGAGCGCAGUACGUCUGGGUGGAUUUCGUCAUCGACACCAUCGACAUUGGAGAGUCCAUGUUUGACAGCUUCAAGCCAGUCGCCCCGUCCAUUCAACGCCUAAGGUUCGCACGCGAGAUGCAGGCAGAAUGGUUUUAUUAUGACGAGGUUGAAGGCGUCAGGCACUUUGUGAACGCAAGGGAAAUUUGGAUCGUGCCUCUGGAUGGCCUGUCCUCAUGUGUCGGAGCCACAGAGGAGCAUUACUGGCCAUGUGGGCAGGAGAAUGUAUUCUUCAUUGAUCCUGACAAUCCCCAACGAGUGUUCAGAGGACCCGACGGAGAAGGUGAGAUUGAUACAUUGUAUGGGCCGAAGUAA